AUCCCGUGCGUGAUGUUGGCGCAUGGAUUAACGUGAACAAAUAGCCGUAAUAUUGGGUUAUUAUUUGUAGACGACAUGAAUGGAGAGGUAGACGACCCAUUUCCCGUUGAGGACUGUCUUUUUGAAGAGACAUUUUCCAGCGACAGCGUGUACAAUUUGAGCGGACACAAGCUGCGGAUAAAGCAGGUGUUUGGAGCCAACCUCGGCGUGGCUGCUCCGGUCUGGGAGGCGGCGAUACAGCUGAGUAAUUACCUGGUGGAGCGGUCCGUGGAGUUGAAAGGGAGACGUGUAAUUGAACUGGGAGCUGGAACGGGAUUGCUGGGAAUCUUUGCAGCGCGACUGGGUGCAGUAGUGACCCUCACAGACCUGCCCAUAGCUCUGCCUCCUCUCCAGGCUAACGUCAGUGCAAACACGCCCCCUGGUGGUUGGUCUACUGCUCCCACAGUCCUGCCUCUGUCCUGGGGUAAAGACCAUCUAACCUUCCCUGCAGACUGGGACCUGGUUUUGGGCGCAGACCUCAUCUACCUCCCGGAGACCUUCCCGUUAUUGGUUGAGACUCUUGCUCACCUGUGCCACAGUGGGACAGUGGUGUUUUUCUGCUCCAAAAUGAGAAGAGAGCACAAAACACAGGAGUUUUAUGAACAAUAUCUGCCCACAAGGUUCAAAGUGGAGCUGGUAAAAAGUGAUGAACGUCAGAAUAUAAACAUUUAUGAAGUAACUCUGCAGACUUAAGAAAUAAUGGAAGAAGCAUGGUUUUAAAAGACAUUUGGGCUGUUGUGUGGAUCUGUAACAAAACAGAUGUGAAGUAGGAUUACAACAACUAGCUGGAUUACUUGUUAGAGGUCUAAUCAAUUAUUGAAAUAGUUCAGGUGCAAUUUAAAACCAGUGAUUGCUAUCUGGAACAUAAACAGAUUAAGCGGAUUAAAGCAGGUCUAAACAAGGUCUAAAAAACAAGACAAAACCACAACUUUGUGUGUUUCCGUUUGUCUAGAACAUGUUUAAUACCCAUCACAUCACAAAGACUCAAGAAUCAAAAUAACACAAGAAUAAUUAUGUUUUUGUGUACCUGUUAAUCUAAUCUAAUUCCAUCUUCAUAUUUUUACCUCUCUAUAGUGAAAUUAUUUAAACGAUUUCAAAGACUCAAUAGAAGAAAUUUGUUAGAUUAAUUUAAAAAAAAGUGACUUAAACCACUAAACAAAUUUAUUUCAAUCACCUAUCUGCAGACCGGCAGUUCGUUUCCAGCUUCAACCCGUGCAUAAUGCUGUGUCCUUUGGCACGACACUUCACCCACCUUGCCUUUAUAUGAAUGCGGUGUGUGGGUAAGUGAUUGGUGGUGUUGGGAGAGUCCGAUGGUGCAGAUUGGCCGGCUCGCUUUCAUCAGUCUACCUCAGGGCAGCUGUGGCUUCAGAAGUAGUGCACUUCACCAUCAAUAAUGAAUAAUGCCUUUUCAGUGUAGAGCUUUCAGAGGCUUGUCAAGCUAUGAAGCGUAAUGCAAACAUAAGGUAUCAUUAUUAUUGCCACAAAUUGAAGAAAUACAAGUAGAACGGUUGUGCACUGAUUGGAAAGUUAGAGGUUCGAAUCCCACUCUGGACAUAAACUUCAUUGGUUGAGCGGGCAGAUCCAUUAACCCACAGGUUGCCGGUGCGACUCCAGCUCCCACAGAUGAAUGCUGCUGUUGUGUUCUUGGGCAAGACACUUAACCCACCUCGUCCCCAGUGUCCACAUGAAUGUGCAUGUGAAUGGGUGAGUGGUUCCUUGAUGUAAAGCACUUUGAGUGACUUGAAGGUGGAAAAGCACUGUAUAAACAUUUUACUGUUUACACAUUUUUAUAUAGCGCUUACAGCAGUUACAGUCAUUUAUUAUAUAAUGCAUUCAUCUGGAGUCCGUUUUUAAAAAUCAAUCAAUGCAUUAUUAGUUAUGAGCAUCUGACAGUAACUUGUACAGUGUAGUGUGCUAGAAUUCUUGUCUGUCUAAUUGCAAUUUGCAGACCCAACAUGAUAAAAACAUUGAAAUAAUUGCUGAUAAUCGAUUCACUUUUAUCCCAUAGAAAACAAUGCGUGGUAUUCCAUUCACGGCGCUGUCUGCCUAUGGACUGUGCUGAUGUGGGGUUUCUGUUCAGGGGGAAAGCCUGUUUGUUCCGCUAAAGAGAUUUAAAGAAAGAGGCGCUCCACAUCCGCUAAUGGUAACGCUACCUCACUCUGUAUCAAUGCAACCGCUAAACAACACGGACUUAAUACGGCUCUAAGGAUUUUAUAUGCUCUCUUCUUUUUAAAGUGAAUGAUGAUUAUUUAUGUUUUUAUUUGUAUGUAUUGUGGUUUUAAUGCAAUGAUCCUAUUCUGUAAAGCACUUUGAAUUACUUUGUGUAUGAAUUGUGCUAUACAAAUAAAUGUGCCUUGCGUGCUCCC
This is a messenger RNA of Periophthalmus magnuspinnatus, 2405 nucleotides long. RefSeq names its product EEF1A lysine methyltransferase 3-like. Lineage: Eukaryota; Metazoa; Chordata; Actinopteri; Gobiiformes; Gobiidae. Gene Ontology annotation, biological process: peptidyl-lysine methylation. Gene Ontology annotation, molecular function: protein-lysine N-methyltransferase activity. The transcript is spliced from 3 exons. Gene Ontology annotation, cellular component: cytoplasm; cytosol. The coding region runs from base 76 to 732 and encodes 218 amino acids. The record is from RefSeq and is a predicted model, not a curated record.